Messenger RNA from Trichoderma reesei QM6a, 1272 nucleotides. RefSeq lists its product as uncharacterized. Gene Ontology annotation, cellular component: membrane. NCBI's taxonomy places the organism in Eukaryota, Fungi, Ascomycota, Sordariomycetes, Hypocreales, Hypocreaceae. Gene Ontology annotation, molecular function: transmembrane transporter activity. Gene Ontology annotation, biological process: transmembrane transport. Bases 1 to 1272 code for a protein of 423 amino acids. The record is from RefSeq and is a predicted model, not a curated record. The transcript has a single exon.
AUGACCUCCCCCACAAACCCCAUCGAGGCCGAUUCCAAGCUCGGCUUCACCUCGACCGUCAUCUCAUCCGGCUCCGGCGACAAGAACGAGGGCAGCAACCCCGGCAACAACCUCGACGGCAACAAUGACGGCACCAUCAACGGCACAGCCGACGAAGCCACCCUCUCCCAGGGCAUCCAGAUUCUAGAGGCCAAGUCUGUCCACUGGUGGUCCUACCUCACCACCGUCGACUUCUGGAUUGUCAUCGCCGUCGGCCAGGUCCUGUCGCUCUGCAUCACCGGCACCAACACCUUUACGUCGUUCCUCGCCAAUGCCGGCACCAACAUCCCCGCCUUCCAGACCGUCUUCAACUACAUCCUGCUCUUCCUCAUCUACACCACAAUCACCCUGUGGCGCGAUGGCCCCCGCGUCUGGUUCGACAUCCUCCUCAAGGACGGCUGGCGCUACUUCAUCAUGUCCUUCCUCGACGUCGAGGGCAACUACUUUACCGUCCUUGCCUACCGCUACACGAACCUGCUUUCCGCGCAACUGCUCAACUUCUGGUCCAUUGUCUGCGUCGUCAUCAUCUCCUUCUUGCUGCUGCGCGUGCGCUACAAGCUGUUCCAGGUCCUCGGCAUCCUCAUCUGCUGCGGCGGCAUGGGCAUCCUGCUGGCCUCGGACCACAUCACCGGCUCCAACGGCGGCCCCGGCGUCGACAUGGUCAAGGGCGACCUCUUUGGCCUGCUGGGCGCCACCCUCUACGGCGUCUCCAACGUGUUUGAGGAGUGGCUCGUGUCCAAGCGCCCGAUGCACCACGUCCUGGCCUUUAUGGGCUUCUUCGGCAUGUUCAUCAACGGCGUCCAGGCCGCCAUCUUUGACCGCCAGUCCUUCCGCGACGCCCACUGGGACGCCUCCGUCGGCGGCUGGCUCGCCGGCUACACCAUCUGCCUGUGCAUCUUCUACACUCUGGCGCCCCUCAUCCUGCGCAUGGGCAGCGCCGCCUUCUUUGACAUUUCGCUGCUGACGGCCAACUUUUGGGGCGUCAUCAUCGGCAUCCAUGUCUUUGGCUACGUCAUCCACUACCUGUACCCGAUUGCCUUUGUCUGCAUCAUCAUUGGUCUUGUCAUUUACUUCCUCUCGGGCAGCAUGCUGGGCGACUCUAAGAAGCCGUGGCUGGGCGAGAACCAGGAGGACGGCGUGGCUGGCUUCGGCACGGCCAAGCUCCGCGCCCUCAACGCCGCCCGGAAGGCCCAGGCGGAGGCUGGCACCGAGGCCGCUGUUGGUGCUCAGUGA